Molecule: messenger RNA, 2690 nt
Organism: Vanessa tameamea
Lineage: Eukaryota; Metazoa; Arthropoda; Insecta; Lepidoptera; Nymphalidae
Product: MATH and LRR domain-containing protein PFE0570w-like
Exons: 2
Coding region: 83-2548 (821 amino acids)
Source: RefSeq, a predicted model, not a curated record
AUCUCCAUCACGUAUUAGUCUGACAGAUUUCGAUGUGGUUUCAUCUUUGCUACUUCGAGGGUUAAGUAUCACGCCAUGAUAAAUGAUGUAUAAAUUGUUUGUAAUAUGUAUCCUGAAGUGUUUGACGUUGGUGGCAACUAAUCCAUUGCAAGGACUACAGUCGUGUCCUCAAGUCAAGUAUGUACAAAAUUACGGGCAACUCGACGGACCACUAAUACCAACGAAUUAUAAACCUUACCAGCAACAGCUCAUGGUACAAAAUCAAAUAACACCUACAAUCCAAACAAUCCCUUAUUUACACGAUGAACAAAUAAGCCGAUUGUAUUACAAAGUCCAGCCAAUUCCAACAAUAAACGCAUUUGCUGAUGUCAACACGCGUGUUUACGAUCAAAAUGGAAUUGAAAUUGCAAGAUACGCGGCUAAUCCAGCCGGAGCUGCGCCUAAUGUCGUUAAUAAUUACAUAAUAGUGCCACCGGAGUAUUUUAAACUCAAUCAAAGUAUUCCUAGUGAAAAUUUAUAUUAUCCGUACCAGAAAAAAGGUUUAAAAGAUGACACCGACAUAAAAAAUAAUGACUACACAGAAAAAGAGAAACACAAGAAGAACAAAAGAAAUGAACAUAGUUUUGAAAAACAUGCAUAUGUUGAUAACAACAAUAAUGACAAACCAAAGAGUGAUAAACAAAAUAAUGAUGUGCCGAAAAAGAAAGCUAAAAGAAUAGGAAGUAAAAUGAAUAAAAGUAAAAGAAAAUCUUCCAAAAAGAAUAAAAAUAAAGGUGAGGAACUCGAAGUUCCAAAGGUCAUAGAUGAGGAUGAUGUUGUACCAGAUAAACAAAGAACUCAUCGAUCAAAAUUAAAAGCUUUAGAAAAUCAAAAUGACAAAGAAAUAGAAGAAAAUAGAGAAAGUAAAAUCAAAAGAAGGAAAAGUGAUGACAGCUCGAAAACAGUAAACAAAAAGAUUCAAAAGAAAAAAAAAAUUAAGCCUACUCAGGAAGAAUCUAUGGAUUCUCAACCAAAAGAAGAUCUACAGGACGAUAUUAAUUUAAAGAUUAGCCCAAACGAAAUCACUAAGAAAACUGCAGAUGUCGAUGUAUGCUUUGAUAUCAACGAAGAGUGUGCCGACCUAGAAAGUCGCAGGACUCGUAAUAACUGCUAUGAUCGUAAAUGCAAUAAUAAUAAUCAUCAUCAUCAUUAUCACAAUAAUAAUCAGCAAAACGUGCAGAGAGACUUUCCUGCAAAUAUAGCUUCUUACUUGAACAGUAUAAUGUCUAUGCCACAAUUAAACACAAAUUACUUUAAUGCAAUGGGUAAUUUCCCUUACAAUUUUAAUUACUUGUAUCAAAUACCACCUCAAUCUAAAUCAAGAUCUAACGAAUCAAACAAAAAGCGCAAAAAAGGAAAAAAGAAACAAAAAACCAAUAAUAGUAGUAAAGACGAAAAGCAAUGUGCGAAUCAACAUCAAGUUGAAGAAGUAACAUCUGAUGAUUGUGAAAAAGUAGUAGAAUUAACACCACAAUUCAUAGAAAUUGAACAAAUAAAUGAACCAAUCAUUCCGGAAGUGACGUCGCAAAAUAUAGAAAGGAAUGAAGAUAAGACUGUAAAAGAUUCUAAAAAAAAAGAUUUCGAGAAAGAGAUAAGAGUUAUUGAACCUAUUGAGAAUAAUAAACCGAAAAUAAUUGAGCUCUCACCAGAAUUAAUUGAACCUCCACCAGAAUUAAUUGAACUUCCGCCAGAAGUAAUUGAGUCUCCAGCAGAAAUAAUCGAGCCUCUAUCAGAAAUAAUUAAGCAUACCUCAGAAAUUAUUAAGCCGUCAAAUAUUUAUAUAAGUGAUGAUUCAGCAGAAACCUUGUAUGUCGCUCCUGUGUUAGGCCCAGAUGAAAGUUUGUAUGUUGCUCCAAUGAUUGGUGGUGAAACCAUUCCAUUUUUCGAUGACAAUGACGUAUUUGACGAAUAUUAUCCUGAUUUCACAUCAGAUAAUAUAUACUUAAGUAAAGAGGAUUAUGAAUUAAAUAAUUUCCACGACCGUUACUAUUAUGCUUCGGACAAUAAAGCAGAAAUGAGUAGAGAAAAACGAAAAUAUGAACACGUCAAAGGAAAAAAAAUGAGGAAAUCCAACGAUGCGCAUAACAAUAAACAGACAGUGAAAAAUACUAAAGACAAAAAAAAUACCCAACAGCAUAAAGAUACUUUAAAAGAUAAAGAAAAUUCGUCAGAAGUUAAGUUUCGCAUUCCCCCACCGCUUGAAUUUCCAGAUUUUAAAACUGAAAUGGUAAACAAGGAUCGAGAUGAUCCUAGAAUACAAGACGAACACAAUAAAAAUGAACACAAGAAUGAUAUGUCUAAAGAUGUUGAUCACGAUAAUCAAGUUGAAACUGUUUUUGCGCAUUCGAAGGUUGUGAAAUACGGCGCUCCACCGAACACAGAAGAAACGGCAUUAUUUAAUUUAACACCAACGAACAUCGACGAUGAUGAGAAAAUUCUAUUUUCAAGAGAUGGAGACACAACUGUCGUAAUAGCGAGGUCUUUAGGUUAUUCAGACGGUUAUUAUUAGUCACUAAAUGAACCCAAUUCAAAACUAUUUCUUGAAGUCUCUUUAUGAAAUCGAAUAUACGAUUGAUAUAAAAAAUGUUUUAAUUUUUUUAAAUAGUAUUCAUUAUUUAUUGUUAAAUAUAAUAACAUUAAUUAAAUCAACU